Camponotus floridanus (Florida carpenter ant) is the source of this 5928-nucleotide messenger RNA. It is a transcript of the gene cnn, whose product is annotated as centrosomin. The record is from RefSeq and is a predicted model, not a curated record. Gene Ontology annotation, cellular component: mitotic spindle pole; microtubule organizing center; perinuclear region of cytoplasm. The coding region runs from base 924 to 5108 and encodes 1394 amino acids. NCBI's taxonomy places the organism in Eukaryota, Metazoa, Arthropoda, Insecta, Hymenoptera, Formicidae. Gene Ontology annotation, molecular function: protein kinase binding; calmodulin binding; gamma-tubulin binding. The transcript is spliced from 16 exons. Gene Ontology annotation, biological process: establishment of mitotic spindle orientation; microtubule bundle formation; centriole replication.
CCUCUAUUUCUGCUCGACUCGCGUUGCCGUCUUUCGUCAGUCGUCUUUGGUGCGUCGCGCGAUACGUAGGUAACGUUUCACGAAACGUGAUCCCGCGGUGCGUCACAGCAUCCGCGACGCUCGGAUAAACAAAUUGUGAAAUCGACGUAGGAUUCUGCGUGCGAAUCGCGCUUGACGACGAGGUUCUCGCCCCCGCGUCGCAAAACGUCAUAUCACCGAGACGAGAUAGCACGCAUUAUUCAUCGUUGAUAGAAACGGAGAGACGGAGAGAGACUACAUCCCUUUUGUGAGGUCGUCGGCAGGAAGCUGAAAGCUACCGAUUUCCAAAAACUUGAGAUAAGGACACUACCCACGUCGGUUGUCUGUUAUCUACGUCGCGUUAUCGCAAAUCGUUUGAAACUGACGUGAACAUCGCCAGCUCGAAUGAGCCUCGUUUUAGCGCGAUGAACGAUCGAGAUCCUCGACGAGAUUCGAUAACGCGACCGUGGAAUUAUUAUCUGACGCGUCAUCUUUAAGCGAGAGUUAACUCCAUUGAUCGGUCCAGCUACGCAGAGGAGCAUAGUACGUUCGCGCUAACGUCACCGCCCACAUGAGAGCGGGACCUGGGGGUCUUUCGGAUUUUUUUUAACCGUGGCCAUGCUUUUAUUUCGCGAAAACGCGAGUGCAACCCCGAGGAUUAUUAAGGACGAAGAUUCAUCGUUGUUCGCGAGGACCUGAUCUCUCGAGGAUACUGUUAUAAUUAUCGUUUGCGUUGUUUUAAGAGGGACAGCAUUGAUAUCGUUGGAUUCUAGAAUUUCAUCGUGAAGAUAAAAACUGUGUUUCUUGACAACAGAUCGAUUUGUCGAGGGCUAGCGGAGUUUGUGAACGAAUCACGUGUUUUCAUCUCGCGAUUGUGUUGUCAAAAAAGCCAGAAUCGUUGCGGGAUGCUUCUCGGCGGUUGUAGAUAUUCGACCCAGAAUCAAAAUGUGCCGUCCACGAGGGCCAGCGCCUGGGGUUCUUACAAUCCUUUCCGAAAUACCAAUAAUAUGCCAUUGCAGGACAUCACAAUGAGUCAAACUAUGCCAUUGACAAAUGGUGGAAACACGCGAGCAUAUGGUGAAAAUAUUCCCGAGGACAGUGCGACGAUGGCGCGAUCGGGAGGUAGUGGAGGGGGAGGCACCGGGGGUGGUAGUAGUGGUGGAGUGAGUUACGGUAGGACUAUGAAAGAAUACGAGGAUGAGUUGAGCAGCUUAAAGAAGGAAAAUUUUCAACUAAAAUUGCGAAUUUAUUUCCUGGAGGAAAAAAAUCCUACAAGAAGUGGCAUCAGCUCUUCUGAUGAAGAUAUAAUCAAGACGAACGUAGAAUUAAAGGACGAGUUGGAAAAACUAAGGAAGGAAUUAAUGGAAAAGCAAGUUCUUCUCAAUCAAGCAGCCACAGCUUUUAAAUUAUAUGAGGAGCAAAAAGCAUCGACUCGAGAGCAAUAUCAACAGUUACUUGAAACAGAGCGAGAAAAAGUAGCCAAGCUUGAAAGAGAAGCAGAACAGCGUGAAGGGGAUUUAGAUGCAUCCACGUAUUACAAAGAAACAUUCGGUAUUACUCCGGAACAGGCGUUGAAAAAUGCGGAAAAAUUGAGGCAGAUGGAAGAACUAGUGGCUUCUCUCGAAGCAGAGGUGAAACAGACAACCGUCACUUUGGAAGAGGAACGCUACUGGGCGGAAGAACUUGAGAACGAAAGGGAUCAGUUCAGAGAACAGCUGGAUAUGCAGACGCAACUGCGAGAGAAGCAGGACUGUGAUCGAGUACAAAGCAUUGAGAAACUGCGCGAAGAAGUAAAGGAGUUAAAGGAGGAAUUACUUAAGAAGGAUUCCGUUGCACAACAAUGCAAAGACGAUCUCAGUGAACGAGACAGACUUUUAAAACAGAAAAAUUCGCUGUUGGAGGAAAAGAAUCGCAUGUAUGAGGAGAUCAAGCAAGUAUCCGAAAAAAGGAAAAAGCAGAUUAUUCAAUUGAGGACAUCUGUGAAAACUCGCGAUGACGCCCUCGCAGAAAUUAACAAUAAGCAUCGUACGCUAUUAUCACAGUGUGAAAACUAUGGUAAGCGUUCGCCGCCUAAUAGUCCUUCGGCUGUAACUCCGCUGGGAACCAUCGAUUUACCGCUGUUUGUGGGGCAGAACAUAACUAAAUAUAAUGCUUAUGAUCACGAAUCGAAUACAAAAGAAAACACAGCGAGUUUGAAUUCAUCUUUAGGCGGAGAUGGCAACGAGAUUAGGCAAUUGAUCAAGGAAUUGGAAGAGCGGGAUAACGAAUUAAAACGGCAAGAGGAAACCAGAAAACAAAUGAUAUUAAAAUUAUGCAAUGCUCAGAAGCAGAUGGAAAUUUCAGAACAGAAAUUGAAAAAACUAGAAGGCGAGUACGAGAAAGCGAUUAGGGCGAUACAAGGUUUCGUUGAACGCGAGCAACAAAUUCAAGAUAUAUAUUCUCGUAAAGAACAAAGGAUCCUGGAACUGGAAACGGAAUUGCGUAAAAGAAGAAACAGUCACGAUCCCGUUUCCUUGAAGGAUCUCGACGUCAAGAAUACGAGCAACUCCGAAAAUGAUUCCAGCAAACAGCAACGUUUUGAAGAAAUGGAAAGCAAGAUUAAUGACCUGCGGGACCAAAUCGAGACAAUAAAAGCUGAAAAAAGUCUCUUGGAAAAACAGGAGGAACAGACGCAAAUUCAGUUUGAGGAACUUGAGGAACGUUUUCAGGAUAAGGUGCAAAGAAUUGAGAUUCUGGAGACAGAGAAGCAGAUUAUUACGAAAGAGUUGAAAGAUAAAAUCGCCGAACUCGAUAAGCUGAAACAUGUCGAGAUGAAUAGUGUUAAUGAAGUCACUACUACCGAUUGUCACAAUGAUACUCCGCGAAGGGAUGAAUUACUCGAGCAGUUGGAUCAACGAAACGUCGAGAUUGAGGAGAAAAACCGCAAGAUUGAACAGCUGACGAAGGAGUUGCAGAUGACGACUCAGAAUCUUCAAAAACUGGUCAAUACAGAGCUCUGGAGCAAAAAUAAGGAAAUUGCCAAAUUACACAACCACAUGACAGCAUCAUACGGCCAUGAUAGGAGUCGUAAUAAAUCUGAAACCGUCCAGGAAGUCGAUAAUUCACAGCUGACAAAUUUAAUUCGCGAGCUGAACGAAAUCGGUAUCAAAGUAAACAUUGCAGACGAAACUGUCCAACUUAAUUACAUCAACGGGAAUGAAACAGUGAAUAUAAAGACGUUAGGCGAAUACGUUCAGAGAUUGUCGAGUCAGCGAAACGAUCUAGAAAAGGAAGUGGACUACUUGAAAUGGCUGAAACUCGUAGCGAAGCCCGAUAUCGCUGCGGAAAUCGAUGGUUGUGGCAACGAAACGGAGCGGGCGAAAAAAUACUGCGAGCUGCUGCGUACACAUCUCAAGGAUCUAGUGAAAUUCAUGAAAGAGAUGCUGCAGAGCGCUGAUCGCGCGGACACUAUUGGUAACGAACACAAGAAGAUUGUGCUAGAUGUUCUACUUAGCUCCAAGAUACUGUCGAACGAUUUCGUGCGCGCUCUGGAAGGCAUGACCGUGCAGGACAAUGUGGCAGCGAAUGACAGAACGGAUGGUUCCGUGAGAAGAAGUCGAUCCGAAAAUAUUGCGGAGACAGCGAAGAAUCAGGCUUCGCAGUCAGAUUCUGAGACGUUUUCUGAACCCGAUCGAACCGUUUCUAUGGCUAGAAUUGGUCUGCAGGAAAUGCAAUACAAGAAUCCGAGCCGUUCCAGAUUUACAAAGUACACGAAGGCCUGCAGCGAUUCUGAAGACUCCGCAGACUAUGUGCCUUACUACAAGACUUAUCAAAACGAUCUAAAUGAUUUGGACACGAGUUACCAAAUACAAGAACUAAAAGAAACGAAUAACAUGCUGUAUUCUGAACUUAGCGCUCUAAGGAAUGAUCUAGUUACAAAAGUCUCUUCCGAUUGUGCAAUUGAUGAGAAGUUAACUCUAUUCAUUACAAAAUUGGAGAAAUCUCAAAAGUUCUGUGAAAAGUUACAAGCUUCCUUGGAAAAAAGAAUACACGAGUUUCAUGUGUUAAGAAAGGAAAGCAAACAGAAUAGCUUUCGCAAAACGCAAAUGGAGAAAAAGAUCAAUGACGUUGAGCAAAUGGCAAACGAGAUGACAAAACAGAAAGCUGAAUUUUUGCAAUAUAAGGAAAACGAGAAAAAGAACACAGAAACUCUAUUAAUUCUUAACAAGGAAAACGAAUCGAUGCGAGUAGGAAUUAAACGGCUGGAAGAAGAAAACGAAACUGCCAAAACUACCAUAUCCACUUUAAGGAAAGAUCUAGAUCAUCUCACCCUUUCGCACAGUCAGAUACUCGUGGAGAAUACAAAGUUGACAAAUGACAAAUUAAGACUUGAGCAAGAAAUAAGAAAAAUGGAGAAUCGGUAUGACGUGACUGUUCGAUCACUACACGAUAAAUUCAGCAAAGAGAUAUUUGAUCUCAAUCAGAUUAAUGAUUCGCACCAAGCAAGAGUGCAAGAACUCGAAGCAACGAAUAAAGAGUUCAGAAGACACAUGGCAGUGUGCGAGGCUAGCGAUUCGGCACCGAGCUCGAGCGGCGUGUCGUCUAUACCCACAGACACCACGCUCAAGCAAACCUGCGAUAUUCUACAUAAAUAUCAAUCUUACAACAAUUUGCAACACUGGCAAUCGACAAAUUAUUAUACGCUUGGUGGACGUAGUAAGUCCAGCUGUUCGCCAGAUUUAGGAAUAGAAAGUGAUGCUGCAGUUACCACAAUAAGGCCUUUAAAAGACACAUUAAAGAUCACAGAAUCUAUGACUAACUUAUUAAGCGAUGAAGAUAGUGGGAAUGGUAAUCACAGAGCUCGAGAUACAAACAGUGAAAGUCCAUUACCAAUAGAAGGUCUUGAUGAGGUAGAAACUUUGAAACAAGAGAAUGAAGCGUUAAAACGAAAACUGAUGAAAACUAGGAGAGCGCUAGAGGACACAUUUGAGCACCUAUCAACUUCAAACAAGAAUAAAAAAAAUGUUGAAAAGGCAAUAAUAAAGCAGCUCAUGAUUACUAGAAAUGUCCUGAAAAAAACGAGGACAUUUGAUGAACCUUCAGACAAUUAAUAGAGAUUGCAGACUGACAGAUUGAGAAAUAUUGCAUAAAGAACAAAAAAAAAUAAGUAUAAUUGUUACUUGUUGAAUUGUGUUCUCGUAGAUUAGCUAUUUAUUCAUGCAAAUGUAAUAUCGUGUUUUAUCUGUUUCUCAUUUAUCUCUUCUCAUUUUGAUGAGGUGAGAGAACGAUCAAUACAUAUCGGUACAAAAGAUUACGAUAUUCCUAGAUAUAUUACAAAAUUUCUAAACGAAAAGAUUUCUAAGUGAGGAAUAUUUUCAUACAAACGAAACAUGCUAUUUUCAUUACAAAAAAAAAUAUAUAUAUUUAUAUAUAUAAACGAAAAAGAUACUGUAUAUUGAGAUUUGUAUAUAUUUUAUAUAGAUGUAAUGAGAAAGAGGCAUUUUUGUAGAUUUUCUUUCCAUAGAAAAAGCUCUAAAUGCUGAUGAUUGCGCAAAUCGCAUCAGCCUUAAAGUCAGUCUUCGUUCAUUGACGUAUUUUGCUUUAUGAAUAACAGAAAUACGCGUAUGUGUGUAUAUAUAUAUAAUUACUGCAUGUGUGUAUCAUUAUGUAGCAUCUGUACAUAAUACCACCACUUAAUAAAGUGCCAUUGAUAUUUAAGAAUUUGUGUACCAAUCACACAUGCGUAUUCAUGAUACAUACAUGGAAUGUGACACGGAUAGUUAAUUACGUUAAUUUAAAUGUCUCGAAUUUUUGUUUUAUAUUUUUCUUUGCCCUUCGUAUUUUAUCAUCUCCAAGUAAUUUAAUUUCACAUUUAAUAUAUCACGAUAUAUCUUGGAGUGUGGAAAUAAAGCCACGCAUGACGUAAGAUUA